CCGAUGUCCGGUAAUGACCCAGUCCCGAGCCCUCAGACACCGACACCACUCAAGAGUGGUUUGACCGAGUUCGGCGACCGCUUCCCCCACCCGUUCACGUCCAACGACGAUGGAUCUUGGGGAAGCGUAGACACUAUCGCUUGGAGGGAUCGACCCAGGACGCUUGUCGAACUGCGUAUAUGCAGCCUAUCCGCGAGUCUCCGCGAGAAACCACGAUGGUACGAGAAGUUCAAGGACCCGAGCAUCCAGCAGAAGUGGAGAGAAGAGAUCGUCACGCAGCAGGAGGGUCUGCCGAGGAACCUAGUCCUCACAUCGAACAUGAUCGACUAUGUAAUGGGUGAAUUGGCUGCAUACGCAUCACUGAGGGACCCCGAAACAGGGAUAGAGCCGGGUCCUUACGAUCGCAUCUGGAAGUCAGACGAGUUGAUUCCGGAGCAUCUUCGGAAUGAACUGUCGGACGCGAUUGCUCCGCUGGAGAAUGUCCCCGACAACCAGAAGGAUUGGCAUCCUCGUUCGAACGGUCAAGUUCUCGACCUUGUCCAUCCAUCCCUGUAUCCCGUCGUUUACGGUACGACGGUCGACGCCUCCGGAAACGUGGUCGCUGCUCCCGCAUCAGAGCUCUCCGAAGAAGGCGACGAAUUCUGUUCCGACCAGUUCCAAUGGCUGCCGUCCGACUUCGCGUUCAAGGCGGACAAGAAGACCGUGGAGCUGAUCUCGCCCUACGUGAACAACAUCCACAUGUCAGACCACCGCAAGCUCUACGAUGUCAUCCCGAGGCUGCUUGAGAGAGCUGUGCCCAUGUUCGAUCGCGUGCUAUCGGAUUUACGAAGGGAAAAUGAGUUGCCAUUCAGAGUCGGCGGACAUGAUGGUCCGGACUGCAUCUGGGAAGACGAUGAUAUCCCGGAGAUGCCUGAGGACGUUCAAGAUGAGGAUUGGCCGCUGCUCCCCGAGUAUGAUAUCAACCUGCCCGACGCAUCGCCGGAAUACAAUGGCGGUCUCAACGACGUGAAGGUCACUGAACGACUAAGCACCUGGAAGGGGUUCCAGGUCAUCGUCAAACUUGCGAACAUCGUAUUGACCCCGGAACAACCUGUAUAUGAGGGAGGAAGCUGGCACGUCGAAGGCAUGAAGAACGAAAGCAUAGUCGCUUCCUUCAUUUACUACUACGAUUGCGAGAAUAUCACACAAUCCAGUCUUGCCUUCAGAAACGCGACAUCUGAACCGGAAUAUCACCAGCAGAGUGACUCCGAAUGUAUGCACAUAUUGUACAACUAUGGACAGUUCGAAGCCUGCUCUCAGGAAAUCGGUGAAAUUCCAACUAAAGAAGGGCGCGCCAUUGCAUUUCCAAACAUCUACCAGCACCGUGUUGGUAACUUCGAGCUGAUUGACAAAUCUAAGCCUGGUCACCGCAAGAUCCUGGUGUUUUUCCUCGUUGACCCCACGGUGACGGUUCCGAGUGCCUCUACGAUUCCCCUUCAAAGGAAGGACUGGAUUCAUCGCGCCAUCGCAGAGGCUACGGCGGACCCGAGGUCGUUGUGGAGCAAGUUGCCCGUAGAGGUCAUCGACAUCAUUCUGGACCACUCCCAUGCGAUAUCUUCGGAGAGCGCUGCGCAGAUCCGAGAGGAACUAAUGGAUGAGCGCACCCAGUUUAUCGAGGUGGUCGAUGGCGGACGGUUCAACCAUCCCUUCAACUUGUGCGAACAUUGACAGACCAUAAGUUUCAAAGUUGUUAUUAGCCUGCGACGCGCAGAUCUUCAAGGAAGAUGUUGUACAUGGAGAGUACCUAAGUAGUCGUCCGACACAGUGAAUUACAUGAUUCCGUUAUGCG
Molecule: messenger RNA, 1828 nt
Organism: Punctularia strigosozonata HHB-11173 SS5
Lineage: Eukaryota; Fungi; Basidiomycota; Agaricomycetes; Corticiales; Punctulariaceae
Exons: 8
Coding region: 4-1707 (567 amino acids)
Source: RefSeq, a predicted model, not a curated record